AUGUCCAAAGGUUACACGGUAUAUUCCCUCAUGCAUCAACCGCAAGAGACGGUUAUUAAUGAAUCGUUAAUCAGGGAAUGCAUUUACCUUCCAACUGCUCGUGUUACAGAUGAGGAGCGUAUGCGUUUUGUAUGUGCCCGUGAGGAAGUUCAGCGAAAAAAGCGGGCAAAGGCCGCGAUGGAGACCAUGGAGUUGCGUAAUGUAACAACACUGUUGGCAUCAUACCGGCGUAUCGGAAGAAUUGAAAACCUUGUUGGACUGGGCAACUUGACGAAGUUGGCACUAGACAAUAAUCUUAUCACGACAAUCAACAACUUAGGGCAUCUGAAGAAGUUACAGUGGUUAGAUCUAAGCUUUAAUCAAAUUACAGAGAUAAGUGGUUUAGAGGAACUUACAGAACUCGACACACUUUCUCUCUUUGCAAACAAAAUUUCAGUCCUACAAGGCAUGGACACGUUGACUAAACUAACAUCGCUGAGCAUCGGGAAUAAUAAUAUUGAGGCACUUGAAGACGCGGCCCGUUACUUACAUCGAAUCACAAGCCUUCGUGUUCUUACCUUAAAGGGAAACCGCGUGGAGAGGCAACCGCUUUACCGAACCCGUCUUUUGGCUUUUGUUCCUUCAUUGCAGUUUUUGGAUGGUCUCAUUGUGCGACGAAGUGAAGUUGUGAAGGCUCGUGAAGAGCAACGUGAGCAUUUGAUGCCCAUAGACGAGGAGGAUCAACGUAUAGCAAGUGAACUAAAGGCCCAACAGGAUGCUGAGGAUAUACGAAAAGAUUAUCAGAGAUUUAACUGCCCUGACGAAACGAAGUUCUACGACGAAUUGUUCCACCUGGAGGUGGAUGGACGCAGCCUGUCUGAGAUAUUGCGGUUAGAUGUUUUCGCCAUGUUGUCGAAGGAUUUAAUUGAAAAAUUCCAGGUGGAGUUCACUGAAAAGGCAAAGGAUCUCGCGGAAACCAUGAAGGCUAUCCGUGCAAAGCGUGAUGCCGAUGAGCGAGUCUUCCAAUCCACGGCCGACCGAUACAAACAUAACAAUGCAGAGGCUUCCAAAAAAAUUAUAAAAGAAUUCGAGAAGGAACUUAAGGUGCACAUCCCGCGCACCUCUGGGAAGCACGACUCCAAUGGAAAGGAGUUGCCUCAGGAAGUAAUUGUGAGAUUUGAGAAGCGUUUGCAGGAAGUACGGCACCAACUCAUGGAGAAGGAAGCUGAUCAAUACGACGCUCUGGAAUCUUUGAAUGCUGGUACCAUUGCGAAGUGGAAGGGGGACGCUGUCGAUGUUAUACUCCAAACCGCGUUUGAGAAUUUUCUCAAGAUGGAAGUUGAUUUUCAUGCUGGGCUCCGGAAGCUGUUCGAUACCGUGUUUGAAAUGCGGCAGAAGCAGGAACAUCAGUCCGAUACUUACCAUCAGCUGAAGCAGGAAGAGAGCUUGUUAACUGUUGUUGACAACAAAGAGGAAUAUUUGAAAUUUCUUGGUGACUGGUUUGAGGCACGGAGGAAGCGCUUAGAAGAACUGGAACAGUUUUAUGUUAAGAACGAGGAAAACCUGCUUAACGAGCGGUCAGCCCGUAUAUUGAAAGAUGAGCAGUGCCGACACAGAAACCGUAUGAAUGAAAUACACGAGUUCGUGGAACAGAUGUCCCUGUGGGUCCACAGUUGUUAG
Molecule: messenger RNA, 1659 nt
Organism: Trypanosoma brucei brucei TREU927
Lineage: Eukaryota; Euglenozoa; Kinetoplastea; Trypanosomatida; Trypanosomatidae
Exons: 1
Coding region: 1-1659 (552 amino acids)
Molecular function (GO): protein binding
Source: RefSeq, a predicted model, not a curated record